This is a messenger RNA of Pectinophora gossypiella (pink bollworm), 3532 nucleotides long. RefSeq lists its product as uncharacterized. Gene Ontology annotation, biological process: non-motile cilium assembly; receptor localization to non-motile cilium. The record is from RefSeq and is a predicted model, not a curated record. Bases 167 to 1666 code for a protein of 499 amino acids. Gene Ontology annotation, molecular function: GTPase activity; GTP binding. The transcript has 7 exons. Gene Ontology annotation, cellular component: ciliary membrane; non-motile cilium. NCBI's taxonomy places the organism in Eukaryota, Metazoa, Arthropoda, Insecta, Lepidoptera, Gelechiidae.
CCAAUAAAACACUGGCCACAUGCACUCGAUCGCCAUUGGUAACCGAAAUGUCAACAAAAAAAAACUGUUUACAAAUGGCCUCUGGCGAGAAAUUCAAAGUUGCUCGUGGUGAUUUCUCGUGAAAAGUGUUUUUAUUAUUUGUUUAGUGUUAUAAGCGGUGCUAAUUAUGGGUAAUUGUUGGGCGAGUGUGUUCCGGCGACGGAAUUUGCGUCGGCAUAUAGUUUUGAUACUGAUUGGUUUGGACAAUGCGGGGAAAACGAAGACAGUGAACAAUUUGGCUGGAGAAAGAGAUGACAAAGUUUUACCGACAGUUGGUUUCAAGGCUGUGAAUCUGGUGCACAAGGACACCCCUGUGACGAUAUACGAUUUAGGAGGAGGGCCGGAGUUCCGUCAGAUUUGGCCACAAUACUACAGUGAGGUACACGGGGUAAUAUUUGUUAUCGACUCGAGUGAUUUUUCACGGCUUGAUGAGUGCAAAGCGGUGCUUGAAGAGGUGUUAUCGCACGACAAAAUAUCAGGUAAACCUGUACUAAUACUUGCGAAUAAACAAGACAAAUCUGGUGCUCUUGAUGAUAUCGAUGUGGUGGAGAAACUCAACAUAGAACCAUUAGUAAACAGGUAUCGUUGCCCGACGCUAGUCGAGUCGUACGCAGCGGAAGACCUCCAGCCGAAACCUAAAAAAAAGCCGAAGAUCGACCCUGGCCUGCGCAAAGGCUACCACUGGCUCCUGAACUACAUCGCCAAACGCUACGGCGACAUAAAUUUACGCGUCCAAACAGACAAACACGCUGACUUAGAGCGUCGCAAGAGGAUGCUCAGCAAGGCCUUGAACCGAGCAUCGCAGACCUUCACAGCCCUAAGCGACGACAUGGCGACUCAAACCGGCUUUGAAAACCCGAAUUACGAGCCCCCACCCACAGACAGAGAGAAAGAUUUAGAACACGGCUUAAUAGUCGUCAAACCAAUGCGGAAUGCCAAUAGCGUCGACUCCACGAUGACCAUAGAAAGCGCUGAAGAGUCAGAUAAUACCAGUGCCAAGCCGAAACUGUCGCCUCUAUUCGGUCGGUCGAAUAGCUCUACCACAGAGACAGUUCGGAUAGAGUUGGAACCAAGGAAUGAGUUCAGGAAACUGUCGCCGAUUGCCAGAAGUAAGAGCGGGAAUCAACACAUCGAUUUUAAGAACAGACCGCAGUCCAGUCCGACUUUCAAGAAGAAUCAUUUUAAACCUGAACCAGCAAGUAAGAACACGUCUCUCCAAGAAGAAGACAUGAAGGCUGACGGCGACCUCACCAUGUACCUCGGCGACGGGAAUCGAACCUGGGACGGUGGGGAGAAACACCACCGCACGCUAGUCACUGACGUGCAACUCUCGCAACUGCACAGGGAGAUUGUGCUCACUGAACGGACGGAGUACGGCAACAAGACGGCCACGUCGGACACGACGCUGCCGGCGGCCCCGCCCGCGGCCGGCGCGCGGCCCGCCUCCGCCUCGCAGCUGCUGCGGCGACAGCUCGAGCUGCACACGCCGCACAAGCGGCGCCUCAGCCUGCGCUAUAUGCACCGCAACAAGACGAGUCCGGAGCGCGUGUCCAUGUUGGUCUACGAGCCCAAGACCCAGCAGCGGCACCUGGACAAGGGGGACUACACCCCGGCCACCAUCAACUAGGGCUCCACCUACGUACAACACAGGUAUACGUUCCUAAGAAAAGUGAUUAUAUAAACUAUGAAGAAAUUGGAAGAAUUAUGUUGAUUUACCACAAGCAAAUAUAUUGUUUUGUUGGAUUAGACUAUAGAAUAAUUGUUACAGGGUUUAAUAUUAAACUUGUUUUUCCAAUAGGAUAGUUGAAAGUAUUAAAAAUUAAACGUUUUUCAUUAUAGUUGCAAAAUAGACAUAAAUUGAACCAAAUGGGAAAAUGGAAUCGAAAUUCGUUGAAAUAUGAAAUAGUUACAGACAUGCCAAAUAAGGAGGAACGCGUGUUAUUUUCCCGUGUGAGUUGCAAAUAAGUGCCCGGUUACUAUUUAGGGUGGUGUUGGCCCCAAUUCCUGCAGACACCUCCUAAUUUUACUUUAAGUUAUACCUGUCAUUUUCUUAUCCGCCGAAAGGGAAAGAGACGGACGAUGGACAGCUCUUCAUUUUAUGUCCGUAUACACAACAGGACCCUUCGUCUGAUUCGAUCGACAACCAGAGUUUCACUUUCGUAAUAUUUAGUACCUUCCGAGUAGUGUAAGAAAAAUAAUAGUACCUUUACAGUUAAACAAAAAACUUGAAUUAAUUUCCAGCAGGACCCUCCGUGGUUUGAAGGUCUUCGGACCAUUGGUGUAUAUCCCUGUAUAGCGGUGCAUUAGUACCUUCAGAUUAUCUUCGUUUUCUUUUAAAACAAAUAUUAGUUUAUAAGAAAUAAAUCUACAAAAUUUUUAUACUGCCAGCAGGACCCUUUUUUGUUUUGGUGCUUUCAGUCCAGACAUUCAUAUUUCCUAGCAGCAGUAUAUUAGUACUUUUCAAAAAAAUAUCGCUUAAUUAAAAAAAAAUGUAUUAAAAAGUAAUAAGACUGAUUCUUUAUCAGAGAAAAUAUUCUAACACUUUUAUUUAUGUGAUGCAACCAAUGAUCUACUAUGAUCUUUAUUAACCCACGCUGAACAACGUUUGAUUGAUAAUUUCUAUUGGUAAUUGUAAUUUUGAUUGGUAAUUGUAAUUUUGAUUGAUAAUUCCUAAUGUAAAUUUUUGUAAAUAUAAUUUAUUUUUUGUUAUAAUUUUCAUUGUGUUUUCCUUUUUGACGAUAUCAAACUACGUACCUACCUAAUAUAACAUGAAAACUGUUUUUUAUUUCAUUGGUUGCAUCACAUAAAUAAAAGUGUUAGAAUAUUUUCUCUGAUAAAGAAUCAGUCUUAUUACUUUUUAAUACAUUUUUUUUUAAUUAAGCGAUAUUUUUUUGAAAAGUACUAAUAUACUGCUGCUAGGAAAUAUGAAUGUCUGGACUGAAAGCACCAAAACAAAAAAGGGUCCUGCUGGCAGUAUAAAAAUUUUGUAGAUUUAUUUCUUAUAAACUAAUAUUUGUUUUAAAAGAAAACGAAGAUAAUCUGAAGGUACUAAUGCACCGCUAUACAGGGAUAUACACCAAUGGUCUGAAGACCUUCAAACCACGGAGGGUCCUGCUGGAAAUUAAUUCAAGUUUUUUGUUUAACUGUAAAGGUACUAUUAUUUUUCUUACACUACUCGGAAGGUACUAAAUAUUACGAAAGUGAAACUCUGGUUGUCGAUCGAAUCAGACGAAGGGUCCUGUUGUGUAUACGGACAUCUUCAUUUUAGGAAGAAUGAAGUGAAUGAGUAACCUUGGCGAAUCAAAAAGGUAUCUCGCUGCUAUGGAAACCGUUUGACGUGUGCUGUCAACGUGUCCUGCGCAGCCGCUCGCAUGAUGCCUACUCUCGUACUUGUUUACGUGUUUACUAGCUAGUAUGGUGUGACAUAAUUGUUUGCAAUUUAUUAUUUCUUUGUAAGUUACCUACCCUUUAUAAGUUAAGUUGAACAACUGAU